AUGUCAGCACUAGAUACGAAACCGUGCUGCCACUGCGAGACACGACAUGUUAGUAAAGACGCAGAUGCAUGGUGCAUAACAUGCGAAAAAGCAUUUUGUCAUAAAUGUAGAUAUACCCAUUUAUCUGGUAACUCUAAUCAUAAAUUUAUUUCAAUUCAAAAAUACAACAAACUUGCACUAACUGUGCAUAAAAUCUGCAAACAUGACCAUGAUUCCAAAUUUCACAUUUACUGCAAGUUUCAUGAUGACAUCACAUGUAAUAAAUGUAAACCGGAAACUCAUUCAAAAUGCAAUGGCGUGCAGACGAUCCAGGAAGCAUCAAAAGAUGCGAAAACAUCUUUUCAGUUGUCUGAUCUAGAAAAAAAAGUAUCAGAAUUAUCAGGGACUUUACAGAAAUUAAUAGCUUCAAGAACGAAAAAUUUAAACACCAUCAAAGACCAGAAAAAGAAAAUUGAAACAGAAUUGGAAGCUCUCAGAAAAAAGAUAAACGAUCAUAUUACCAGAAUUCAGAAAAAUUUGAUCGGUGAACUGAACAAAGUGUACGAACGCACAAAAGCUGAGCUGGAUGAAAGUCUAAAAGAACUAGAUCGAGAGAAAAUAUUAAUCCACGACUUGAAAGAUAAAACAAUCCAAAUAAAGCAUUUAAGUACAAAUGUUGAAACUUUUCUUGGGACUCAACAGCUUCGGAAAAGAUAUGCCGUAGACGAAAAGCAUACUGCCGACAUGCUCCUUGGAAUCAAACAUGUUUAUUUGAGAUUGAGCGUUAGUCCGGUAGUUCAGUCGCUCGUAUCCGAUAUAACAUCAUUCGGAACUGUUGAAAUGGUGAAUAAACCAGAUAAAGUUACAGACGAUGAGCAUAAACUUUCGGAAUCCCGUGCUGGUAAAAUAAGUACGCCGCCAAGAUUUGUCAUGAGGGUCAAAUUACAUCUGCGAAAAUCAAUAAAAUCGCCAUCAGAUUCCGGUGAAUAUAUGAAAGGAUGCACCUCUUCGUCAAAUGGACAAAUGAUAUUUGCAGAACCAUCGAAGAAAGUUCUUAGUAUUUACGAUUCAAAAGGUAACUUUUAUAAUAACAUACCUGUUUCCGCGCAUCCGUUUGAUGUUACGUCUAUCAAUUAUUAUACGUUUGCUGUAACCUAUGACAAAACGUCUUUUAUCGAAAUGCUCGAUAUUUCAAAAGUCAAUGGAAUCGUAACAAAUCGAUAUCGGACGAAUUAUCCUUGCAGAGGAAUUUCCUAUAUGAGCGGCCAAAUUUACGUUGUAGUAGAAACCGAAGGUAUUCAAGUAAUGGAUAUUUCCGGUAAUGUGCAGAAGAGAAUUUCUAUAAACGUCGAUGGCGUUCGAUUCUUCACAACGUCAAAUAGUAGACUGUAUUAUACAAAUACUGAUGCUGGAACUGUUCAUUGUUGUGACAUGCGUGGAAAGGAAAUGUGGAAAUUUGAAGACAAAAACAUUAGCCGUCCACACGGUCUAGGAUCUGACAGCAGUGGAAAUGUGUUUGUCGUUGGUUACUCAGAUGCAGCAAAAACUACUGCCCCGAAUUCGUAUGACGUCAUACUAGUAUCUCCUGACGGGCAAUAUGCGAGGAAGCUGUUACGUAGAUCCGGAUCCCCAUCUUCCGUCCAUUAUGACAAACGUAACAAACGGUUAUUAUUAUAUAGCCAUGAUGGGUCGGUAGACUGGUACGACAUUGUUUGA
Molecule: messenger RNA, 1695 nt
Organism: Mytilus trossulus (common blue mussel)
Lineage: Eukaryota; Metazoa; Mollusca; Bivalvia; Mytilida; Mytilidae
Exons: 1
Coding region: 1-1695 (564 amino acids)
Molecular function (GO): zinc ion binding
Source: RefSeq, a predicted model, not a curated record